Benincasa hispida (wax gourd) is the source of this 1594-nucleotide messenger RNA. RefSeq names its product F-box protein 7 (gene FBP7). Gene Ontology annotation, cellular component: SCF ubiquitin ligase complex; cytoplasm. Lineage: Eukaryota; Viridiplantae; Streptophyta; Magnoliopsida; Cucurbitales; Cucurbitaceae. Gene Ontology annotation, biological process: SCF-dependent proteasomal ubiquitin-dependent protein catabolic process. Gene Ontology annotation, molecular function: protein binding. The record is from RefSeq and is a predicted model, not a curated record.
GUAUUAAAAAACAAAGAAAAAAAAGUAAUCGAUUUCCACUCUCCCAAUUCUUCUCGAGAAAAAAAAAAUCCAUUCCCCACUCUUUGGGAGGCGUAUGGAAGGCUACGAUUAAAUUAGAUGCCACAUGAUCAGAAUCUGAAUGUCAAUAGUGGCCCAAUCUUAAAUCCCCAUUCUUUGCAAGUCGGUGUUUGUAAUGAAAAAUGGAAUGAAGGGGGAAAUUCAGUUGAACCCUCGAACGACUGUUCCGAUUUCUCUAUUUGUUGUUCUUUCAUAAUUUUCCCGAGAAAUUUUAGCAGUUGACCCGAAUCAUCUCCAGAGGGAGUAUCCGUACACUCAUGGCUUCAGAUUAUGCGUUGAAGGUUCCUGCUGAACUUGAAUCAGCUUUGCGGUUGAAGACUGUUCAGUAUUUCAUUACAAAAAGGCCGUGGCUUGAUCUCUAUGGGGUUAAUGUUAGACCUGUUGCGCCAUUUGGAAGUUCGAGUCGGCAGCCAUUUAUUGAUCCAGCAUUAAUACAUCGCUCCUUGCCAGAUGAGUUAUUGUUUGAGGUCUUUGCCAGAAUGACUCCUUAUGACCUGGGACGGGCAUCGUGUGUCUGCCGAAAAUGGAGAUAUACUAUUCGUAAUCCUGUAUUCUGGCGUAGUGCUUGUUUGAAGGCUUGGCAGCUAUCUAGUGUGGUUGAAAACUACAAGUUUUUGCAGUCUAUGUAUGAUGGAUCCUGGAGAAAAAUGUGGCUUUUGCGGCCAAGGAUCCGCACUGAUGGUCUUUAUGUUAGCAGGAAUACUUAUAUACGUGCUGGGAUUGCAGAGUGGAAGAUUACCAAUCCAGUUCACCUGGUGUGCUAUUUCCGUUACAUCAGAUUUUUUCCUUCUGGGCGCUUUCUCUACAAGAAUUCUUCACAGAAGAUUAAGGAUGUGGCCAAGUGCAUGAAUUUUCGUGCAUCAAAAGCCGACUGUAUUUUUGGUGGACACUAUACCUUGUCAGAUGAUAAGGUUGAAGCAGCUGUUUUGUACCCAGGUGCACGUCCUACUGUGCUCAGAAUCCGCAUGAGGUUAAGAGGAACAUCAACGGGGGCUAACAACCGAAUGGAUCUACUGACCCUUGUUACCAGCGGUAUGAAUAACAAUGAGGUCGGUGAUCCUGAAGAUGAUAUCCUUGGCAUUGUGGAAAGGUGGCGAGACGAUGAAACACACAACCCGGACGUGCCUGCAGUUUCUCAUAAGCGGGGCAUGACACCUUUUAUUUUUGUUCCUUUUGAUCAGGUGGAAACAUCAGAACUAAACUUGCCUAUAGAUAAGAUGGACUAUUUUGUACCCGGUUGAUGCACCAAGAUUAAUGUAUCUUUCUGUAUAUAUUCUUCAGUCCGGCCUCUUGAGUUUUUUUUUCUUCGUCACUUUAUGUGCUGCUUGAUGCCUGUGUAUAAAUAACGUAGCAUGUGAAUUUGUCCGAAGACGUCAAUUUCUUCUGUGUUUCCACUUGUUCUUAUUGUAUCAUCCCAGUAUUGUAUGAUUGUAUUGCAAAAAGUUCCAAAGUGAUGCUUAUUUAUAAAUUUUGAUGCAACCUGGGAAAUUGAAGAAUGUGAAGUUAGAAUGUUUGA